Molecule: messenger RNA, 4641 nt
Organism: Sciurus carolinensis (gray squirrel)
Lineage: Eukaryota; Metazoa; Chordata; Mammalia; Rodentia; Sciuridae
Gene: Kcnj2
Product: potassium inwardly rectifying channel subfamily J member 2
Exons: 2
Coding region: 961-2244 (427 amino acids)
Biological process (GO): potassium ion import across plasma membrane; regulation of monoatomic ion transmembrane transport
Cellular component (GO): plasma membrane
Molecular function (GO): inward rectifier potassium channel activity
Source: RefSeq, a predicted model, not a curated record
GAAAAGAGGCACACUUGGUUAACGCAGCGUGAAGUAUGAAUGUGCAAAACCGAAGCAUAUUUCACCAGCACCUCCUAGGGGCCACGUGAGGAUAUGAGCCGAGGAGGUGGGUACCCGCGCAGAGCCCUUCUUGGAAUUGUCCGUUUCACAUCUCUUACACUCAAAAAUCCACCCGAGCUGGACGGUCCAGAAUAAGAGCCAGUUUGGCGAAGUAACUGGUGACUCCAGGAGCCCCUUAAAAGGUUUACAUACACCGCCUGAAAGCCGCAUUUGAUCGCUUUAGGAAAUAAACAAGAAAAACAAUAUAUACAAGGAUUGCAAACACGGUGGAAGGAAAGGACUCCUAAACAUAUCGUGUCCUUUUAAGAUCAAAGCUUCGUUUGAUACCAAAGAACUCAGAGAUCAUAUGCGCUCACUUUACACACACACACACACACACACACACACACACGCACGCACACGGAUUAAUUUGCAAAGUUCCAGACUCUAGACCCGGUUAACAUUGAGCUGGUUUUGAAGGGUCUACACGCUCUUGCCUGGUUGCUGGGAACGAGGGUUGGGAGGCGCUGGUGCGAGGGCAGAGCUGAGUGUCUGUAGGAGUUGCUGUUCCAGAGAAUUCAUUACUCUCUAAUUGUUCUGAUUUUAGAUCAGCAGAGCGUGCCGGGCGGUGGUGGAGGAAGAGAUUGAGGGCGGACAAGGCGAGAGAGAACGAGCAGUUCACCCUCCAGAGAAGUCUGGGCGCUUUUGACAUGUCCUCUGGAUGUUCGCUGAGUGACUAAGGUACCUCUGCAUGUCAGUAGACAGACCUUGGUAGAACCCCAAGGCUCCCGGAGACACCCAUCUCACCUCAUUUUUUGUGUGCGUGUCCUCACUGAACAUUCAAAACUGUUUCUCCAAAGGGUUUUGCAAAAACUCAGACUGUUUUCCAAAGCAGAAGCACUGGAGUCCACGGCAGAAGCGAUGGGCAGUGUGCGAACCAACCGCUACAGCAUUGUCUCUUCGGAAGAGGACGGCAUGAAGCUGGCCACCAUGGCGGUUGCCAAUGGCUUUGGGAACGGGAAGAGCAAAGUCCACACCCGACAACAGUGCAGGAGCCGCUUUGUGAAGAAGGAUGGCCACUGCAACGUCCAGUUCAUCAACGUGGGUGAGAAGGGACAGAGGUACCUCGCAGACAUCUUCACCACGUGUGUGGACAUUCGCUGGCGGUGGAUGCUGGUUAUCUUCUGCCUGGCUUUUGUUCUCUCGUGGCUGUUUUUCGGCUGUGUGUUUUGGUUGAUCGCUCUGCUCCAUGGGGAUCUGGAUGCAUCCAAGGAGAGCAAAGCUUGUGUGUCCGAGGUCAACAGCUUCACCGCCGCCUUCCUUUUCUCCAUUGAGACCCAGACGACCAUCGGCUAUGGUUUCAGGUGUGUCACGGACGAAUGCCCCAUUGCCGUCUUCAUGGUGGUCUUCCAGUCCAUCGUGGGCUGCAUCAUUGACGCCUUCAUCAUCGGCGCCGUCAUGGCGAAGAUGGCGAAGCCAAAGAAGAGAAACGAGACCCUGGUCUUCAGUCACAAUGCCGUGAUCGCCAUGAGAGACGGCAAGCUGUGCUUGAUGUGGCGAGUGGGCAAUCUCCGGAAAAGCCACUUGGUGGAAGCACACGUGCGAGCCCAGCUGCUCAAAUCCAGAAUUACUUCCGAAGGGGAGUACAUCCCCCUGGAUCAAAUAGACAUCAAUGUGGGGUUCGACAGUGGAAUCGACCGUAUAUUUCUAGUGUCCCCAAUCACCAUCGUCCAUGAGAUAGAUGAAGACAGUCCUUUGUACGAUCUGAGUAAGCAGGACAUUGACAACGCAGACUUCGAGAUUGUCGUCAUACUGGAAGGCAUGGUGGAGGCCACUGCCAUGACCACACAGUGCCGGAGCUCCUACCUGGCCAAUGAGAUCCUCUGGGGCCACCGCUACGAGCCGGUCCUCUUUGAGGAGAAGCACUACUACAAAGUAGACUAUUCCAGGUUCCACAAGACUUAUGAAGUACCCAACACUCCCCUUUGUAGUGCCAGAGACUUAGCAGAAAAGAAAUAUAUCCUCUCCAAUGCUAAUUCAUUUUGCUAUGAAAAUGAAGUCGCCCUCACUAGCAAAGAGGAAGAGGACAGUGAAAACGGAGUUCCUGAAAGCACGAGUACGGAUACACCCCCUGACAUAGACCUCCACAACCAGGCCAGCGUACCUCUAGAGCCCAGGCCCUUACGGCGGGAAUCCGAGAUAUGACUGACUGAUUCCUGCUCUGGAAUAUUCACUUUCCUACACAGUCUGUUGGUCAGAGGCCCGAAACAGUUAACAGACGACGGUACUGGUCAAGCGGUGGGUCAAGGCAAGUGGCCACAAGGGACUGAGGCUAGCACAACGGUUUCAAAGAAAGACUGUAAGCUCCAUGAUUGACGUAAAGCACUAACCAGGCCUUUGUAUGACCCGAUGGCACAUAUGUGUUGUAGAAUAAGUUAUGGGCUUUUAUGUGUUGUUUUGUGUUUUUACAAAACUUGAAUUUGCAGGCAAGCCUUGGUGGGGUAUCUGACUUAUCCAGAAUGCUUCUUUUAGGGAACAAGAGUGUUUUUAAUGGCAUAACAAAGGCAAGACUCUGCCUUAACUUUUGAAAAGCUGCUAACUACAUGAACACAAAUCGUAUUUUUGUUGCAGUGUAGAUUUUCUUUUAUGUAAUUUAAAAGUCAGUGUUGAACUUUGUUGAAAGCUCAUGAUGUGCUUCAAAAUGGCAAGUAUUUGGCUAUUAACUGCCAAAACUGAGAGCCUGAUUUUUGGAGGCCAGUAAUCUCUUUGCUAGAAUUGAUCUGUCAAUCUGUUUGCUAGAAUUGAUCUCUCUCUCUCUCUUUCUCUCUCUCUCUCUCUCUCUCUCUCUCUCUCUCUGUCUCUCUCUCUCUGGUUACAUAAGGGCAUUAUGUAACACUAGCCAAAUGGUAGCCUCUGGGUUUUUUUUUUUUCCUUUCUCCUGAUGUCAAUGGGUUAUCUUAAAUUUUAAGUUAGACUACCUAAAAUAAAUACCAAAGAUAAUGCACAUUUUUGCACAGUGGAGCUUAUACUAAAAAGGAAAUAAAGCCCCAUGGGUUGCCUUGAAAUCAAGAGACAAUAACUUUGAACCUCAGCAAGACCUCAAAACCACCUGCUCAUUUUGCACCUUAUUCAGAAAACAGCAUCAAACACAAGUCUAGUAAGUGUAGUGCUUUUUAAAUUUUGUCCUGUCAUGCACCCUUCCUAUUGGAAGUGGAAGAGGAAGAUGAAAAAGGACGUGCAAGGCACACACGCAUGCACACAGUAUCCACAUCUUUUCUAUCCUGCUGGGUCAUGCUGGCCAGACUAAUGCAUCAAGUGAGAGAUGGUGACUUGCUCUUAGAUUUUUCUGGACUCUCCCCUUCUUGCACAUUCCAAAACUUAUUCCAUAAGAUGAGAUCUUGAUGGAACUUGGCAUGUAUCCUAGCACCCUCAAUGGAGCCCUUGGUGUGAAAGAUAAAUUGAUUUAAACUUUUCAGUCGAGUUCAUUUCCUCGACUGUCUAGACAUUUCCAGCUUAACAUCACCUUAGAAAAAAUGCCGUGCCUGUCCUUCGGGCCUGAUCUUUCCAUCAGACUGCUGGGAGUACAUCCUGCACUAUUAGACAGGGCUGCACAUGCCCAAGUCGGGGUGCAGGAAGAAUCGGAUAGACCCACUUGGAUGCAGCAUUUUGGCUCCAGUAUUGAGGAGGGAGAGGAAAUGUGCCCAUUUUAUGACAGAGAGUAGAGGAAUGAGAAUAUCCCAGUAUUUUAGGGUCAAAAAGAGCCAUAAAAAUCGACACAAUCACAAGGAAAGGAGAUACUAGUCUAAAAGGGGUCGAGUCCUUCUUUGUGUGCAUUCUUGUGAUUAAUGUGAGUCCAUCAUUAUCUCUUGUGGAACCCAGAGCAGUUUACUAGGGACACGUUGUUUUCCAGAAGUUUCUCCUCCCUGGCUGCCUGCCUUGCUAGAAACAUUUCCCCCCCUGAUCUAGCCCAAUAGUGGAACUCUUUUAUGGUUUAAAGUUCCCUAUUUGUGAAUUCUGGGAUUGCUGACUUUUCUUUUUAAUUGGAGUCUCGAAAUCAACUCUCUUAUGGUAUUAUAUCCUGGUAUGCCAUUAAAAUACAGCUUGUUCUAAAAUCAUGUGUUUUGUAAAUGGACAUUCGUGGUGGUCUCUGGUUCUUGAACAGCCAUAUCUGAACGCAGUGCCUGCAACACGAUGACGGUUUCUGCUGUUUUCAGCCUUCCAAGUUGGUGGGUUUGAAAACGGUGGUGAUGUUUUCAUUGAAACCAAGAAAGAGAUGCUUAGCACGUGGAUGUUAUUUUCAAUCCAGAUUUAAAGGCAGGUUGGGGAAGUUGUUUUAAGAGUUGGAGGAAUUGGGAACGAGAGAAUGAAUAGAACAAUUUGACUUGUGACAGUGAGAGACUCUCGAGGGCUUCAGCUGCUGCUAUCAUGACGUUUUGCAAAGGAAAACAAUCAAACCAAAGAGUAUUCAGUGAUAUGUAAAUUAAAUGAAGAUGCAGUGGAGGAUGGGGUGACCACAAAGGACCCCCAAACACACAGUGCUACCACUUAAAAAAGACUUGAGAUAUUUGAAGGGGGUGGGUACGGGGACAAGGAAGAGGGAGG